ACGAACCCGGAAGUUUGGGAAUACAGCCAAAAAAGCUGUCGCUGAUCCAGAAAGCUUCAACCAAGGCUCACAAGAUAGCUAACAAACUGUCGUUGUACAUGUAGCUAUCUCGCAUAUUUCUGCGGAUUCAAAAUGGAUGCGGAAACAGAGUGUUGCAAAUGUCACCUCUUGGAUUUGCCCUGGGAGGAUGUGUUGGUAACACACAUCUUCUGCUACCUGCCAUUACGCCAGCUGGUGCGGCUACAGAGAGUGAGCAAGCAGUUCUAUGCCCUCAUCCAGGUGUACCUGGCCAACUGUCGCACCUUUGACCUCACACAGAUAGGGCCUAGCCUUCCCAAGGAGGCAUUCUGCAACAUACUAAGGGACAACAAAGUCCUACAGAACUUGUCUGUCCAGAACUGCUCCGAUUGGGUGACAGACACGGAGCUGCUGCCUGUGAUUGGCCAGAACCAGCACCUGCUGAGAGUAGACAUGAGGGGGUGUGACCGGCUGACCCGUCACUCCUUAGUAGCCGUGUCGUUGAGCUGCACACACCUGCAGUACCUGGGCCUGGCCCACUGUGAAUGGGUGGACAGCCUGUCCAUACGCAGCCUGGCUGACCACUGUGGGGGCCUGAGGUCCAUCGACCUGACCGCCUGCCGCCAGCUCAAAGACGAGGCCAUCUGCUAUUUAUCCAAGAAGUGUCUGAAGAUGAGGUCGCUGUCUGUGGCGGUCAACGCCAACAUUACAGACGUGUCUGUGGAGGAAGUGGCCAAGAAUUGCAGGGAGCUGGAACAGCUGGACCUGACAGGCUGCCUGAGGGUUAGGAACGACUCCAUCAGGACUGUUGCAGAGUACUGCCCCAAGCUGCAGUCUCUGAAGGUGAACCACUGUCACAACGUGACUGAGUCCAGUCUGGACCCCCUGCGGAAGAGGAACGUUGAGAUUGACGUGGAGCCACCACUACAGAGGGCCCUUGUGCUGCUGCAGGAUGUGGUGGGGUUCGCUCCCUUCAUCAACCUCCAGAUCUAGGCUAAAGUACAUCUGUAUUCCUCAUCCAACCAAUUGGAAACAGGUUUUCCUCCACUAGGAGAAUGACCUGUUCCAAUUGAAACACACCCUGUGUAUGCUGGGACAUCAAUUAAGCAAUUCAAGGACAAACAAAAACGGAUGUAUAUGGGAAAUAUAUUGUGAAACUUGUCUCUUAUUUAUUACAGUGAUGUUGCAGAUUAUAAUUAUGCACUUAGGAAAAGACUGAAGGAAGCUGUGCACUUUUCAGUAACGCUGUCACGAGUCCCAAAAGAUUCCUGCAGUAUUUAUUUGUAUCUCAUCACACACUAACAACACUUUAGAUGUUCUUGUGAUCUAUAGCUUUUAAAAAAAGGACAAUUCCAACCAAAGGAGAAGCCGUAACUAUAAGAGCAUAUUGUUGAGUUUUUGUGUGUUUAUUGACAUGUUGCUCUGCUAAGUGUAUGAUACAUACACCUCUAGAUGUUUCAUUCAGAUUAGCAAGGUAAACUUUUAUAAAUUAGGUAGGUAAAUGUUUUAUAUUCGGUAAAUAAACGUUUUAUAUUGUG
Molecule: messenger RNA, 1556 nt
Organism: Oncorhynchus tshawytscha (Chinook salmon)
Lineage: Eukaryota; Metazoa; Chordata; Actinopteri; Salmoniformes; Salmonidae
Gene: fbxl15
Product: F-box and leucine-rich repeat protein 15
Exons: 6
Coding region: 133-1011 (292 amino acids)
Biological process (GO): SCF-dependent proteasomal ubiquitin-dependent protein catabolic process
Cellular component (GO): SCF ubiquitin ligase complex
Molecular function (GO): protein binding
Source: RefSeq, a predicted model, not a curated record